Xyrichtys novacula (pearly razorfish) is the source of this 4023-nucleotide messenger RNA. The record is from the annotation of a GenBank genome assembly. Lineage: Eukaryota; Metazoa; Chordata; Actinopteri; Labriformes; Labridae.
AGACAGGCGCCGUCACAGCAGGAUGACUCGUUUAUUUUGCGACAGGACGUACAGGCACCGGCUCUCCGCUCUUCUCGUGAAGAAUUGAGCCUCGCGGAGACGAAAAAGAAAUAAAACCUAAAGUGUUUAUGUGAAAGCCAACUAGUUUUAAUGCGGUACAAUGCUGCAGUCGACCACGAGUCAAACAGCAGCUUUAUCGGUGAGGAGGAAGUCGCCGUUAGUGUUGCAUGUAAGGUUAGCUGUGCACGAGCGCUUGUUUACAGUGCUCGUGCGAUAGCGUUGUUAGUGCUAAUCAUACACUUGACACAUAUAGCGUAGCUUUCUACUCAUAUUCAGGCAUAAAACUAUCUGAUAUCACACUUAAGGGUGUUAUUUUAGCUUUGCAAAGACGACAGGCCUGUUUUUCUGGAGGUCUGCCGUGUGCAUGGUGAAAAUGGACAUAAACCGUUAUUUCAUUCUUGCAUGAUAACGAUAUCUGAAGAUAUUUAGUUACUCUGAUAGAUACAAAACACUAAGAUCAAUAAUGAUUGACUGUACAUAUUGUGGUUGCACUGCACUUGUGAUUCUCAUCGUCACAGGUUAAAAUGCCUGGAAUUUAGGGGAGACCAGGGCUUGUUGUCGCAUGGGUGAGUGUCCUGUCGUUUAUUCUACCGUUACCGGCACGGCUAACAGUGUAGCAAGGCUAAUAGCAGGUGGCUAACUCUACCUUUAGCUUUAGCUCUACCUUAAACAUCGCGAAGUGGGUUGAACUGAAACUUGUUGACUUGCUGUGUAUUUCACAAACUGGUUUAUUUACCGUUGAGGCAGACCGCUCUCUUCUGUGCGUCCCUGAGCUGCCUGCUUCAGAUCCGUCACUCUGCUGUGCUGUGAGGUAGUUAGUGGAUAAACAUUGUCAUGAGGUCGCUGCGCCAUCUACAGAAUAAGUCGGGGAACUUUUCAAAUGGUGGAUCAUUUUUGAAGUGAAACCAAUGUUUAUUCUCCGCAUUUUAUUUCUGAAAAUAUCGGUGAGUUUUGGCUGAUUGCCGAUUCGUCUCAAGCGGGCUAAAAUUUGCCCGAAAAACUGUAUAUACUAUGGACAACUUGGUUCCGCCUUUCACCAGUAUAAGGAUUUGAAGCCAAGAAGCUCUCAGUAAUUCUGCGCUUUUUCUCUAUUUCCUGAAACCACCACUCGCGCAGUAGCAAUGUACGCAUUUGACGGGAGAGUCACCGAAAGUUGCUGUGAUGACACUCGGCUCAAACAGCGUAUCCCCCGGGUGAGCUACGCAAUCUUUGUACACCCAUAGGCUGUAUCAAGUGUCUCGGGCAUAGAAAAACCUGAAAACAUGAACCCCCUUAUAAGUUUUAAAACCGGAGCUUCACAGAAAAAAGAGGACUUGAGCACAAACUAGUCUUACAAUAACUACAUGUCAACAUCACAAUCAAGGGGGGAGAAAAUUAUGUUCUGUGUAAUAAAUUUCUACAAUUUGUCAACAACUUCAUAAGCUUUGCUGGCGGAGGCGGGAUUUAUGACCUAUACUGCAGCCACCAGAGUGUGCUGUUCUCGGAGUGGCUUCACCCAUCGAGGAGGCGGAUGCUGUCCAAUCUAUAUACAGUCUAUGGUCAUGUCCUGUCUGAGAAGAGAGGAGCACAUUGUGAGCUGAGAUGAGCGCCAAUUAACUAUUUCGCACAACCUGAAUUAAAAAUUUAACUUCAUAUAUUUUAAAAUAAGCUUCUUCCAGAUAAAAAUCCUAGCAGUGAAACAUGUGGACUUGUUAGAGGAGAGAUGAAGACAUCCUGUCAUACCGCAGUCAUCGUUCUGUUUUAAGAUAACUUUAAGCUAGAAUUAGAAAACAUGGUAAUUAGAAAACAAUGAAAGUUUGACUUUAUUUUUACAGAGAAAAGAGUGGUUUAAAGGAGAGGAGAAAGCAAGAAAACAUGGUCAGGAUUUACAAAAGAAAAACAGAACGUGGCAGUGCAGUUCCUGACGUGAUGCUGAGGGCAGGCAGGCAGGUGACCCUAGCUAAUAAAUUAAUCUGGAGGCCAAUAAAGGACUUUAAUGUCAACUACCAUGCCUUGGCUCGGUACUGCAAAACAUUAACCCCAGCUGAAAUACAGAGUCAGACAGAUCUCCAAACUCCAGAGCAUGUUGCAUAAUAUAAUUAAUUUAACGUUCGUUCAAUGACUUUUUGUAGCUCAAUGAUAAACAUUUUCUGUGCCUGACUUUAAUGUUCACUUUCAUGUAAAAAAAUGAGAACAACAAUAAUUUUGUCCUUGUUUUAUUAGCAGCAAAAUCCACUGUGACAUCUCACCCCAUGUAGUGAGACAACUUACCUGAUGGUGGGGCAACGUCACAUGUUCACACUCUCCGUUUGAUUUCUUAUAACUCUGCACUGACACAAGAUAUGAAAAUGACAUGAAUACAAAAUAUAUACCUGAGACUUUUGUCUUUCACAUGGUACACAUUUUGUUAACAUAUGAUGUAUUGAUUCCAAGAAAUAUAUCAAAGUGUAAAAAGUGUGACAACAAGCCCCGGUCUCCCCUAUGUAUUUUUGUGGGCGCUAAUAUGUUUCAUGGGAAUUGUGCAUUGAUUGUAACUAAUUUGUGAUGUUUUUUCCACAGGUCUUUGUCACAAUCAGAAGAGAGACCGUCACUGAAUUAGAGUUUACAGCAAACAGACAUCAACAUCUCAUUCCCAGGCUCCUGUAAGAGCCACUCUCUGCACUCCAACCAAAUGAAGUUAACUCCUUCCAAAGCAGCAGAACCCACAGAGGACUCCACCUGUACCACCUGGAAACCCUGUGCACUGUGCUGGGCUCCGGUAGCCCACCCAUGCCUGUGAUCCCAAUCCCACGGCGGGUGCGCAGCUUCCAUGGCCCCCACACCACCUGCAUGCACUCGGCCUGCGGGUCGACGCACGCCUCCAAGCUAGUGCGCACAAAGUACAAUAACUUUGAUUUGUACCUGCGCUCGCGCUGCAUGUACAGCUUCCUGCGUUUCCUCCUGUACUUCGGCUGUAGCUUGCUCACCUCUCUGCUCUGGGUGGCGCUCUCUGCUCUCUUCUUCCUGCAGUACAUCAGUGUCCGUGUGCUCCUGCGGCUGCAGUACAAGCUGUCGGUCAUCCUGCUUCUGUUGGGGCACAGGCGGCUGGACUUUGGGGUGCUCAAUGACCUGAUUAUCUACAGCAUGCAGAUCACCAUGUUCCUGGUGGGGGGACUUGGAUGGUGCUUUAUGGUGUUUGUGGACAUGUAGUUGCAAUGUGAGUGCAGUUGUAGUGUAUGAUGUGGAUGUUUUAACCUGUAACUUCAGCUUUGUGUGGUGUUAUGUGACAGCAUACACCUGUAGCGUGUCCUGUAGGACUGCUCCGUCUGGCUCUAAGAAAACCUUUUGACAUUAACCUAAAAUCUUAUUACUUCAGCUUCUGUUAUGAAAGGAUUUGUGUGACAUCUGCGUGUACAGUCUGUAAGAAUGUCAAAUCUGCAUAAUUCAGAGAGAAUAGCCUGGUGCUCCAAGUCAGUCUGAAUGUGAGAGUCAGACUUCUCUCAUCACACGUGACUCUUAAGUUAAAAACUAUUUUCAUGUCAUUUUUUAAAUUGUUUUCAUGAAUUUAUUUCUGUUUUUUGAAUUGAGAAAGAAAUCAUUUCUACACCCAUUUGUUUACAAUUAUAGAAAAUGACAAUGUUGCAUGGAAAAGUGACUCAAUAUGUGACCAAUGUGCAUCCUGGCAGUGUGAUGCAAGACAGUCAUUUGUGCCAAAACACAAGUUGAAAUCCAAAAGUGCUCCAUGGCUCCAAUGGUAGAUUUAUAUACAUUUUAAAUGAUAUAAGAUGAUAUCAUUUAAACAUAUAUAUGAACCACAGAGUCAAAGCUAACACACUGUAAGUUAUGGUGGAUAAAGUGACCAAAAAGGGAAGUGUCAAUAAUGUGUGUAGUGUGCUUUAUGUGACAAGAGAAGGGCCAACUUGAUGAACAAGUAACACAUUUACUUCUUUUUGUAAAGUUAUUGAAUAAAUUUGCCAUUUCUGAAACUCUUUUGUCCUUUAAAAA